UGCUGCCACCGUCACCUUACCUGUGUCUAGUCCGUCGUUAACGCUGUGGAGGAGGAACCCCAGUGCUGAAACUAUGGGCAUAGCGACAAUUCCUGGUGUUAUCCACAGAAUACAAACAGGUGAAGCCUCACCCACUGUUACAAGCAGACAGCGAGCCUGGACAGGACGUUGCCACAAACGGCCCGAUUGACUGUUCGUGAACAGUGUAAUGCAAUGGCCAAGGCUGGUGUCAUUGAAUACUCCACAAGUCGUUUGCUUUCACCAGUGAUUCUCGUCUGUAAGAAGGAUGGAAGACUCUACCCAAUGUUCCGAGGCUUCACACAACAAGAUUCUCAGGAGUUUCUGCGCUACUUCAUGGACCAGCUUCACGAGGAGCUCCGGGAACCUGUGCAUUCCUCACAUGAAGACGAGGAGAGUGAAAUGGAAGCAGAUGAUGAAGACCUCUCGUCUGCCAGUCUAUCAGAGCGAGAAGAGUCGCAGUCGGAGACCGAGUAUGAGACUUGUGACUCUGGGGUCUCGGAACAGUCAUCAGCCUCAUCUAGCCAGCAUCGCAGCAAGAGAAAAAAAAGGCAACAUGGUGUAGAUGUUGAAGCAGGCAUGAGUCAUAGAAGCAGUAAUCGGAACCUGAUCCUGCCCGACCACGACCCCAGCGAAUUCUCCGAUGCCGUGUCAGACACGACACUCUUGGAUACAGAAUCUGCGGGGGGACUGUCCUCCACCACCUCCCCACAGGUUCACUCCUCUGGCACCAGUGGCAUCGGCUCCAGUAAACCCUCCAUGGCAUCCCUUACAUCAUCUUAUAGAGAUCCUGUCCUGUCCUGUGAGUGUGUUGAUGCUGUAUGUGCUGCUGAUGAUGUGAGACCGGCGCUCGUUUGUCUAGUCCUCCGCUGCCGAGCGUGUCCUGUUUGCAUCGCGUUGAUUGCGCCAGAGCACCUUUGGUCAAAAUAGGUGGGUUUUGAUUAUUCCGAAAGGGAGUUGUUGCGGGUAGGCUUCCUCGUAAUAAAUUUGUCGGCAGCUUCGGACUCCUGUGCCCGUGGGUAAUUGUAGUGAUCUGAACAUUUUUAAGUGGGUUACCCCUUUGUUUUGUGGAGCACCAUCUCUUGGCCAAGCCCGCCUCUUCAAGAAGGGCUGGCCAAAAAUACCACUUUUUUAACAGUUAAUGUUUUAUAUUCUGUUUUAUUGAGUCCUACUUGGUUUAGUUGUUAGUUUUUAAUGUAUUUAAUUGUUUUAUUUGUAUGUUUGGUUUUUAAUGUCCUUAAUUGUUUUAUUUGUAUGUUUGUCCGUAUUUCUGUUUAUUUUUUAGUUCAUGACUUUAACCUUUUGUUUAUCGUAUUUCUAACUUUUAUUUAUGCUUAUAUUUAUAUUGAUUGUGCAAUUUUUUUUUUUUUUGUUAUUAUAACCAGCAAA
Molecule: messenger RNA, 1407 nt
Organism: Penaeus indicus
Lineage: Eukaryota; Metazoa; Arthropoda; Malacostraca; Decapoda; Penaeidae
Product: ubiquitin carboxyl-terminal hydrolase 20-like
Exons: 6
Coding region: 214-948 (244 amino acids)
Biological process (GO): protein deubiquitination
Molecular function (GO): cysteine-type deubiquitinase activity
Source: RefSeq, a predicted model, not a curated record